Molecule: messenger RNA, 1335 nt
Organism: Drosophila virilis
Lineage: Eukaryota; Metazoa; Arthropoda; Insecta; Diptera; Drosophilidae
Product: lymphotoxin beta receptor inhibitor
Molecular function (GO): calcium ion binding
Source: RefSeq, a predicted model, not a curated record
AAUCAAUUUGUGUACGUGUGUGUUUUGAUAGCUGAGCUAGCUAGUAGCUACGUGGUGAUUGUGCGUGCCACCAAAUUCGAAAUCCUCGCAAACGAAAUUAGCGCUUCCACAUAAAUGCAUCUGCCAGACUUUACAGCAGCCUUGCUGCUUGCCCUAGUUGGCUACAGCAGCGCACAGCGUGUGGCACCCGGCGUAAAUCCUCAGCAUUAUCAACAAGUGCCCCACCAAGUUCCACAACAUCACCAACAGCCGCCACCUCCACAGCAGUACCAACAACAGGGACACGCUGCGCCCGGCGUGCCGCCGCAGCAAUAUGUGCCUGUCCCGCAGCAACAACAGCAAGUACAAUAUCAGCAGGUGCCCGUGCAACAACAACAACAACAACAACAACAACAGCAGAUCCAUCAGCAGCAACAAAUGCAGCAGCCUGUGCAACAGCAUCCACAACAGGUGCCGAAUCAUCAGCAGCAGGCGGGCGGACAUCAUCAUGGACAGCCACAGCAGGUUUUGAAUACGGGCAACAUUCAGCAAGAGCGUGCUCACAUCCAGGAGCACAUGCAAGUGCCCAUCGAUACGAGCAAAAUGUCCGAGGCUGAGUUGCAGUUCCAUUACUUCAAAAUGCACGAUUCGGACAACAACAACAAACUGGAUGGCUGUGAACUGAUCAAAUCUCUGAUCCACUGGCACGAGCAAGGCAGCAAAGAGCAGCCCAAUGGCGAGAAGCCCCAUGUAGAGGAGAAAGUAUUCUCAGACGAAGAGCUGGUGGCGCUCAUUGACCCCAUACUGCAAAUGGACGACACAUCGCAUGACGGUUUCAUCGAUUAUCCGGAGUUUAUUAAGGCUCAGCAGAAGGCUGCCGAAAAACAUCAGCAGCAACAGCAACAGCAGCAGCAGCAGCAGCCUCCACAACAGCAGCCAAUCCAUUAGUAUCUAGUUCAAUCGAUUCAGCUUGCAUAAACCAAUCCAGCAUAGUUAUGUCUGUCUAAGUGUCUUGGUCCGCAUUGUGCAGCUACAUGUACUCAUGUUUCACCACAAACACACACACACACACACACACCACAUACAAAUUGAAAUUUGGGCGCAAACAAUUGCAGCUCAAAUUGUAAUAUACUUCAAACAAAUGUUUUGAACAUGCUACAAGCAUUCCAAUCGGGCAACUUCUUUGAACAAAUUGUAUAAUUUAUUACACAACUUCUCAAAAAUUCGAAUAAUAGCACACACGAAUCUCCUUUUGUGAUCAGUGCAAUUAAACUGUUUGUUUUUCUGUUUAAUCUUUCCCUAAUUUUAGUUAUUCGUUCAAUAUGAAGUUAAUUUUAGGCGUCACUUUAAAGCAGC